UAUGGGUAAUAAUUGCACUGGCUAAUGUGCAGGAUGUUAUAAACGAGACAUUGAAAUAUUAGUAAUCCUCUUCUAUUCUAUAUUAGAAAAGUGAGUAGCAUUAAAUAUUAUCAGAAAAACCUUAUGAAUCUUUAAGCAGAAAAAGUUCUAAAAAUUAUGUUUAAGAUGCUAUCCCUUUGUGUAGCAAAUAUGAAAUCAAUAUUAAACCCAUUACUAAAAGUGUUGUGGAUAUUGUUGGUGACAAAUCAAAGAAAACAAAGGCUGCUAUUAAAAUUUAAUCUUGUUGGAAAGGAUAUUCAGUUAGAAAAAAAUAACUAUUAAUGAACAAUACCAAAACUAGUGUUGAAACUGAAGGAAGUAAAAUAACAGGCACUUAUUUUGAAAGAUUAUGCAAUUUAUCAAAAUUACAAAAGUACAACAAACUUUAUUAAUUUUAGAUUAGCAAAAAUGUAUAAUGGUUAAUGGUUGGGAAAAGAUAGACAUGGUAAAGGAAUACAAACUUGGCCAGAUGGAGCUAUAUAUGAUGGAGAAUGGUAACAUAAUACAGCUCAUGGUAAAGGAUUAUUUCGACAUGCUGAUAAAAUUGAAUAUGAAGGAGAAUGGAAAUACAGUAAAGCAUGUGGUUUUGGUAUAAUGAGGUCUCAGAAUGGAGCAUAUUAUGAAGGGGAAUGGGAAAAUGAUCUAUAACAUGGAUAUGGUAAAGAAUAAUGGGCUGAUAGUUCAGUAUAUGAAGGUCAAUAUUAUAAAGGUUUAAAACAUGGAAAAGGGAAAUAUGUAUGGAAAGAUAAUAGUUAUUAUGAAGGAGAGUGGCAAAAUAAUAAAAUUCAUGGUUUGGGAACAUAUUAUUGGAUAGAUGGGAGAGGUUAUAAAGGAGAAUGGAAAAAUGGAAUGAUGAAUGGACAUGGAGAAUAUAGUUGGAGUGAUGGUAGAAAGUAUGUUGGAGAAUAUCUCAAUGAUUAAAAACAUGGAUAUGGAGAAUAUAAGUGGGUAGAUGGUAAGGAAUUUAGAGGAUUGUGGUAAAAGGGAGUAUAACAUGGAGAAGGAGUUUAUGUGACAGUUGAUGGUAGAACAAAGAGAGGAUUAUGGCAAGAAGGUAAAUUAGUUUAAUGGUUGAAAUGA
Messenger RNA from Paramecium pentaurelia, 1119 nucleotides. The record is from the annotation of a GenBank genome assembly. Lineage: Eukaryota; Ciliophora; Oligohymenophorea; Peniculida; Parameciidae.